Molecule: messenger RNA, 1761 nt
Organism: Talaromyces rugulosus
Lineage: Eukaryota; Fungi; Ascomycota; Eurotiomycetes; Eurotiales; Trichocomaceae
Exons: 4
Coding region: 1-1761 (586 amino acids)
Biological process (GO): lactate catabolic process
Cellular component (GO): mitochondrion
Molecular function (GO): D-lactate dehydrogenase (NAD+) activity; D-lactate dehydrogenase (cytochrome) activity; FAD binding
Source: RefSeq, a predicted model, not a curated record
AUGAAGGUCUCUCUUCCUCUCCGCAGCUUCUCCGCACCAUGCCGGACCCAAUUCCGCCCCGUUCUCUCCAAGUCUCUACGGCCAAGAAAUCCUGCCAGUGCUGGGCGGAGAUGGAAUAGCAGUAGUUCGGGGAAUACUUCUCAAGCCUCUGCUGAUACCAAGGCUUUCUGGACGACGAGUCGUGCUCUGAUUCUGGCUGCCGUGGCGAGCUCUGGCGCUUACGCUUUAGCAAAUGCCCGCGGGUCUCAAUUGUCCACAACGCAGCUGACAGCGGAGCCGAAAUAUGGGGAUAUCAAGAAAUUCGAACAGGCAAUUGCGGAAUUGCGCGCGGACUUGGGCGAAGAUGCCAUUAGCACUGACGACGAUGAUCUCCUUGAACAUGGCUACUCCGAAUGGUCGUCUGUCAAUGCCGACCGACUCCCCGUCGCAAUCGCAUACCCCAAGUCCACGGAGGAGGUCUCUAGAAUCGCUAAAGUGUGCUACAAAUACCGUAUGCCCAUGGUUCCCUAUUCUGGAGGGUCCAGUUUAGAGGCCAAUUUCUCCGCGCCGUACGGUGGGAUGACAAUUGAUUUUGCCUUCAUGGACCGCAUUCUGGAGCUACAUGACGAUGAUCUUGAUGUUGUCGUACAACCGUCAAUUCAAUGGAUGCAACUCAACAGCCAACUGGAGAACACAGGUCUCUUCUUCCCGGUGGAUCCGGGCCCAUCAGCCAAGAUUGGCGGCAUGGUCGGCACCAAUUGCAGUGGUACAAAUGCAGUACGCUAUGGAACAAUGAAGGAUUGGGUUAUCAACUUGACAGUCGUGUUGGCAGACGGCCAAAUUAUCAAGACACGAAGACGCCCUCGCAAAACAUCGGCUGGCUACAAUCUGACAGGCAUGUUCGUUGGGUCGGAAGGUACUCUGGGUAUUGUGACAGAAAUUACUCUCAAACUUGCUCCCACGCCAGACGAGAUGCGUGUAGGUGUGGUCACAUUUCCCACAAUACGGGAUGCCGCAUCAGCAGCCAUGCAGGUGACCCGAAGGUCUGUCCCCGUUCAGGCCAUGGAGAUUAUGGACGAAGUACAAAUGAAUGUUAUCAACCGUGCUGGGGGGACCGGCCGUGUUUGGAAAGAACAGCCCACUCUUUUCUUCAAGUUUUCUGGGACGACUGCCCAGGUAGAGGACAGCAUCCGGGUGACCAAAGAUAUCGUGCAGAAGAACAAGUCGACGUCUUUUGAAUUUGCCAAGAACGAGCAAGAAGGACAUGUCUUAUGGUCUGCGCGCAAGGAGUCCUUGUGGAGCAUGAUGUCUUUGCGUAAAGAGGGCUCUGAAGUUUGGUCUACAGAUGUCGCGGUGCCCAUUUCGCGACUCCCUGACAUUAUAGAAAAAUCAAAGGAAGAUCUGAAUAACCUGAAUAUCUUCGCCAGUCUACUAGGACACAUUGGAGAUGGCAACUUCCAUACCAGUAUCAUGUACAAUCGCAAAGACCAAGACGAAAAGGAACGGGUUGAAACUGUUGUUCACAACAUGGUGGAUCGCGCUCUCGAAAUGGAAGGGUCCUGCACAGGCGAGCACGGUAUAGGUCUGGGAAAGAAGCAAUCUCUCGUCAAGGAACUAGGACCGGAGACCAUCGAUAUCAUGAGGAACAUCAAGCGGGCUCUCGAUCCAUAUUGGCUGAUGAACCCGGGCAAGAUUUUUGACUAUUCAUCGGACAGCCAGCCUACGAAGAUUGAGGAUCUCGAGGCGGGCCGUUUGGCCGGUGCUGCGAAGAAGGAUAACUAG